Molecule: messenger RNA, 4993 nt
Organism: Ectocarpus sp. CCAP 1310/34
Lineage: Eukaryota; Phaeophyceae; Ectocarpales; Ectocarpaceae
Source: the annotation of a GenBank genome assembly
CGCGCGACAACGAACACACCAUGAGAAUAUUGGCUUCUUUCGUGGCGUUGCUGCUGAGGGCUCAAGGAGUUGCCGCGGUCAAAAGGAUCCAAGGCUCGUUAAAUGUGCAUCUGGUGUGCCACACCCAUGAUGAUGCCGGCUGGUUGAAGGCCCGUCAAGAGAGAAUAGCACAAGAGACCGGUGAAUCACCCCACCCCUCCCCCUCUCGCUCUCCGUUCCGAAAGACGGUGGACCAGUACUUCUACGGCGCCAACAACACCAUCGCACACGCAGGAGUGCAGUACAUUCUGGACAGCGUCGUGAGCGCUUUGGAGGAGGAUCCGGAGAGGAAGUUCGUGUACGCGGAACAGGCCUUCUUGUGGCGGUGGUGGCGGCAACAGGCGAGAGGAGGAAAAGCGUCCGUGCGGCACCUGGUGUCGCAGGGACGGCUGUCCUUCAUCAACGGGGGAUGGGUGAUGCACGACGAGGCCGCGGCGCAUUACGUGGGCAUGUUGGACCAGACCCACCUCGGACACUCCUUCCUGAGGGAAGAGUUCGGGGAGGAGGCGUUGCCCAGGGCGGGAUUCGAUGCCCUUUACUUUGGUCGAAUUGACUAUCAGGACCGGGAGAAGCGGAUAGCCGAGAAGGAUAUGGAGAUGAUGUGGAGGGCCAGUCGGUCGUCCGAACAGGACGCCCAGAUUUUCACAGGAGUGUUUCACAGCGGAAAUUACGGCCCACCGGUAGGUUUUUGCUUCGACCAGGCAUGCCAGGACGAGCCCAUGAUGGACGACCCCCUGAUGGCGGACUACAACGUCGAGAGAAGAGCCUCCGACUUUGCUGAUGCCUGCCAGGAGUUAGGUCGAAACACUCUUGGAGACGACGUGAUGCUGCAGAUGGGCGGCGACUUCGGCUUCGAGAACGCCGACGCUUGGUUCAAGAACCUCGAGAUCCUCAUGGCGGCGGUCAACAAAGAGGGACGGGUCAACGUGUUUUUCUCGACUCCGCAGCUGUACACGGAAGCGAAGCACGCCUCCGGGCUGGAGCUCUCCGUCAAGAAGGACGACUUUUUCCCGUACGCCGACUGCCCGGUUCGUGUGGCGAUGCUGGUUGAGAGCUGUCGUCGCUGCCAACAUUCCUCGUGCUGGAAGAAGCUCGAAUCAGGAGCAAACAUUCGACAGCACUGCUACUGGACGGGCUACUUCACUAGUCGGCCUGGGCUGAAACGGCUCGAGCGCGUGACGAGCGGCUACCUGCAGGCCGCGCGGCAGCUCCUAGCCCUGGCGGGUGCAGCAGGAAGCGGAGGAGGAGGAAGGAAUAACGCCGCAGGCACAGAUCGUGAAACCCUGGCAGCUUUCGAGAGGGCGCAAGCGCUACUUCAGCACCACGAUGGCGUGUCGGGCACCAGCAAGCAGCACGUGGCUGACGACUACGCCAAGCGGCUGGACCGCUCCAGGGUGAAGGUCGAGGCCUUGGUGUCCUCCGCUCUCAGCCGUCUUGCGUUCGGCGGCAACGGCGGGCAACAGCAGCAGGGGAGGAUAGGGCUGGAGGACGGGGAGCGUGAUGAGGACACGGGCCUCCCGCAGCUGAGACAGUGCCGGUUGGCCAACGUCAGCACAUGCGACGUCACCAUGGAGGCGGAAGAUUCGUUCGUGGUGGUGGCUUACAACCCGUUGGCCCAGCGCCGCACGGGGUACGUGGAUGUGCCCAUAUCCUGGCCGGCAGUGGCCGUCACCGAUGACGCCGGCACGAAAGUCGAAGCUCAAGUCGUGCCUUUCCGACACAGCAACCUACUCCCGUCCCUCGGCGUUCAUGGAGACCUGGGUGGGGAAGGGAGGGGGCAGGGGCAGUGGCCGGGUCAGCACCCGUACACAUUGGUGCUUCCGGUGGGGUUGUUCGGACCGUUGGAAGCUAGAGCGUUUCAUGUUGCCAAGAAGACGCUCAAAUAUGGCGAUGACGACGUCAGGCUUAGGGGCGAUGCAAAGUCAGCAGUAGGGGGAGGAGAGCGGCACGUUCCUGAGCAAAGCACCGAGGCAGAGGGAGGGCGGCUGCUGCAGGGGCAAGAGGAGAGACUAGCUGCGGCAGGGUUAGCAUCCGACGGCACCACGCCGAAGACAGGUAACGACGCGUGGGAGCAAGAGCCCCUAGGCUUGCCGGGGAGGGCUGGAGCGCAGGACUUCAGCAUCAGCAGCGAUCGAGUCACCCUGACCUUCAACGGCACGACCGGCCGGCUCUCCAGAAUGGAAACCCACACGGAAGCCGCCGCCGGCGUGGAGGGGUCGGAGGUGCUGGGGGGCACCAUGCUUGACGUCGACCAGGGGUGGUUCUACUACCCUACCUUUGACGGCGGGAGCAAUAACGCCGCGGGAGGUGAUCGUGGAAACCCGGGAGAGGGGAAACGAGGACUGUCGGCAGCAGCAGAGGCUUCGAGGCUGCACGGGGAGCUUCGGGAGAGGCUGGACGCGCCGCAAGAUCAGCAGAAGGGUGGGGCAUAUAUAUUUAGGCCCCAGGGGGCGGCGGGUCAGGCGGGCCGGGCAGGGGCGACGCCGGUGGGAGCAGGCGCACAGGGGGGGGUGGGGCAGGAGGAGGGGCGUAUGGUGAAGGAGUGGUGGGUGGAGGAAGGCCCGGUCGUGUCGGAGGUGCACCAGGUGUUCUCAGACUGGGUAACACAGACAGUACGCCUCCGGCGCGGCCAGGCGUACGCCGAGGUUGACUGGGCGGUGGGGCCUGUCCCCGUGGGCUCUUCUUCCUCUUCCCCGCCGUCUUCCGACUCUGCCACAGGUNGUGCCGCGGGCAAGGAAGUGAUAUCUCGCUUCUGGGCGCCGUCGCUAGCCUCCAAGGGCACCUUCUACACGGACUCCAACGGUCGAGAGUUCCAGAGGCGUGUCCGCAACGAGCGGCCGACUUGGGACCUCGACGUCACCCAGCCGGUGGCGGGGAACUACUACCCGGCCACCACGGCCGUUUUCUUGAGGGAUGAGGGGGACGACGGCGGCGACGAGGAUGAGAUGCAGCUGUCGGUCUUGACGGACCGUGCCCAAGGGGUCUCCUCUCUCGCGGACGGGGAGCUGGAGCUCAUGGCGCACCGCCGGCUUCUAACGGACGACCAGCGGGGCGUUGGCGAAGCCCUUAAUGAGACGACUGGCGGUAUGACCCACUUCCCUGACUGGAAGCGCGAGGGAGACGGCCAGGUGUUCCGAGGGACGCACUACCUUGUGAUAUCCAAGAAAAGGGACGGGAUGAAGGCCGUCCGCUCCCUCAUGGACGAGGCAAGGCAGGUUUUCAGCCCAUUCCUCCCGGCGUUCGGAGACGAAGCCGGGCGUGCCGACGGAUAUCCCUUGCCACCCCAAGGCGGCACAGUGGGCGAGAGCGCUGCAACAACAACAGGGGGAGCAGCGACGUCAACAGCAACGUCGCACGCAACGGAAGCAGAAGAGGUGGUAGUGACUUCCGCGACAACAACGGCAGCGUCAAGAAGAUCACUGAGAGAGACGGACACGAAAGACACCGCACGUCCUCUCGGUGGAGGCCUCUUGCGGCGCGCCCUCCCCGCCAACGUAGGGUUGAUGACGCUCAUGCGGGUGUCGAACGAAGAAGAUGAAGAAGAAGAAGGUCGGGGGCACCAUGGCGGCGGCGGGGCGGGUGGGGGGGGCAACCAGGCGCGAGGGCUCGGCGAUCUCACCCUCCUGGUUCGCCUGGCCCACCGCUACGCCAAGGGGGAAGACGCGGUUCUUUCUCUUCCUGCUUCGGUGGACUUGUCGCGGCUCGUCCUCGGACACACCCUCGUAAAGGCCACCGAGAUCGCGCUCACCGGAGGCGGUGCACUCUCCUCCCGCACGCAGAGGCUUAAGUGGACGUCAGCGACAACGAUGACUGCUGGCGGAGAGGAAGAGUCCGUGUUGGCUGAAGAAGGCGGCGGCGAUGAACCGCCUCAUGUGGACAGGCUUCUUGGUGUUGGCAGCGACGGGAAGUGGACGGCUACCCUCGGCCCGAUGGAGAUAAAAACCUACCGCCUUUCGCUCGUCCCCGAGGCGUGAGAUGCAAGACAUGAUUUACAUGUGCGGUUCAUUUGCGUAGUGUAGUUUUCAAUGUAGAAGUACGUGUUGGUCAUGUGGACUCUCCAUGAACGGGCAACACCAGCUUGGGUUACGGGACGCACAUCAAGCGGAUGAAAUGGUGCUAUGUUUGCGUAAACGGCUACCCGCCACACAGUCGACGUACAGGAUUUUUUGUCUGAAUUUAGCUCUCCUAUGUUUUCACACGCAGCUGUAACGGAAAGAGUCUCUUCGUUCCAAGGUCUUCGACAGGCGUUCAAGAGAAUGGCUAAUUGGAAAUUUCGAAGUUCACGUACAAAGACGCCGCCAAAAUAGCUGUCUAGACUACAUUACACAUACAUGCUUCGAUAUAUUUUUGCUGAUGGUACACGGGACGCAGCCCGUAACUACCGGGACAGAGAGGCAGGAGGUGUUUCGGUUAAAACGGGUGGGCAGAGUGUAUGAUGUGUGUUGAUGCCCAGACGUCUUCGAGGUCGUAGAGGGGCAGGGAAGGGGGCUACUUUGCAAGUGUGAGCUUUGACAGCAGUACCUAUGCUUCGUUGUUUCGUGUGUGUAUCUAACCAUGAUCCUGCUUCACGAACACUUCGAAGUAUGAAGGUAGACAGACGUGGUUGAUGUCGGGGCCUCUCCUUUUCUCACAACCCUAAGCCGGGAAGUCGUGGAACACUGUUUGCUCAACUGGCACGAAAACUUUGGUGAAAGUAAUCAUGACAAUGGUUCGAACACUACCGACACACUACCGCAGGUCUGGCUACAACGUAGUGUGCGAAGCAUGCUUCCGCUAGUUUCGACUGUUUUUCUUGGGGACCCUCUACAGCCGAAGUAUGUAUUUUUUUAGAGGGGGAGUCAGGCAGCUGGCGAAGCAAGAGCGGCAGAUCAAGUGUUGUCUGUCCGUGAGCACAAUCGGCAUGACUCAGCGAUAGAUACCUUUUGCUUACACGUACAAGAAAGGGUAGUUUCGU